Messenger RNA from Fusarium vanettenii 77-13-4, 715 nucleotides. RefSeq lists its product as uncharacterized. The coding region runs from base 51 to 548 and encodes 165 amino acids. The record is from RefSeq and is a predicted model, not a curated record. The transcript is spliced from 5 exons. NCBI's taxonomy places the organism in Eukaryota, Fungi, Ascomycota, Sordariomycetes, Hypocreales, Nectriaceae.
AAAUCUCAAAUAGCCUCACCGCCUCAAUCAAAUCACUCAAACUAUCAACUAUGUCGGACGAAGCUCUGGAGGCUCUCACUUCCGAAAGCCAUGGCCAUGACCACGACCAUCGCAAUGUUCCUGGGGUUUACGACGUCAAUGACUUGGAGGCUGAGGGUAUGGAUCUUGAGAUCGCUAUCGAGACCCAGAAAACAGGAUGGAAAAUCAACAAAUCUUCGACCACAGUCGAAGAUCCGUCCAUUCUUAAGCUCCAUCUGACAAAGCCCCCGGUCAGAAGUAUCGACUUGCAUUUCCCCUUGGGCGCGGAGGUUACGGCCAGAAACCUCAGGGGAGUAACUAUCAAGGACGCACUCGACGCUAUUCACAAGUUUUUCAAGAAAAGGUCUGACGAUGAGCUGGACCGUCCUUACUUGGCUGGCUUCGAGUGGGAUAAAGAAGAGUCCUGGACGCGGUUGGUUGUUCAUCUGCAAAGUCAGCCCGCCACCUCUGGUGGAUUUGGAGGUGGAGGCAGGAAGAAGAAGCGGAGAGACUCCGAGGACGAUGACUGAAGGAAUAUGCAUGGAUCAUGUUCUCCACGACACUCACUCUGUCAAAACAGCCAACACUGCAUUUGAGAAUUUAGGCUUAUCCCAUGUGUUCUUCAUGAUAAUUAAAACCCAGACCUUAAUGGGUUGACUAAGCUAAAAGACAUUAUGCAGGUUCGUCACUGUUUGCC